Dermatophagoides pteronyssinus (European house dust mite) is the source of this 2332-nucleotide messenger RNA. RefSeq names its product RNA-binding protein Nova-1-like protein passilla (gene ps). Lineage: Eukaryota; Metazoa; Arthropoda; Arachnida; Sarcoptiformes; Pyroglyphidae. Gene Ontology annotation, molecular function: RNA binding. The record is from RefSeq and is a predicted model, not a curated record.
GGAUCUCUGUUCAUCACCUGAUUUUUCAGUAAAAGUCGAUCAAAUUCUACUUUUUUUUGUUGUUUGAAUUCGAGUCAACAUUUUGAAAUAUUGAAAUAAUGAUGAUGGCUUUAGAUGCAAGCAGACCAACUAAUUAUCGUAAUAAUGAUAAUUAUAUCGAACAACAACAAUCGAUUGUUGGUGGUGGCGAUCCAUCGAGUAAUGGACGAGAAAUGAUUACCGGUAAUAAUAAUAAUGGUCAAUCAUCGGUUGUUACUAAUACUGCUUCGGCUGCUGCUAAUGCUGCUGUAUCACUUUUAUCUCAAUCAUCAUCAUCGACAACAGCAACAACAACAAAUAAUAAUCCUGUUACAAACAAUUAUCAUCCUCAUCAACAACAGCAGGGACCAUCAUCAACAUCACCAUUACAACAUCAACAACAACAAUCACAAUCAUCAGCUGAUAAUUUUCCCGAUGAAAAUGAUGUGCAGCUUUUUUGGUAUCCACCAGACCAAAUGAGCUAUUCCCCAUCAUCCCCAUCUCAAGGUGGUAAUAAUGCGCAACUUUAUUACCUUAAAAUAUUGGUACCAGCCGUUGCGGCUGGUGCUAUUAUUGGAAAAGGUGGUGAAACUAUUGGCCAAUUACAAAAAGAGACCAAUACACGUGUUAAAAUGUCAAAAUCGAAUGAUUUUUAUCCAGGUAGUACCAAUGAACGUGUUUGUUUAAUUUCUGGACCGGUCGAAGGAAUCAUACGUAUAAAUGAAUUUAUAAUGGAAAAGAUUAAAGAAAAACCGGAUCCAAAUGCAAAAAUGGCUAUUGAUUUUGAUAAUAAACAGCCAGCCGAGAGAGAAAAACAAGUAAAAAUUCUCGUGCCGAACAGUACAGCCGGAAUGAUAAUUGGUAAAGCUGGUUCAUAUAUAAAACAUAUAAAAGAAGAAAGUGGAGCUUAUGUACAAAUAUCACAAAAAUCAUUGGAUCAUGCAUUGGCUGAACGUUGUAUAACGGUUAUUGGUGAAUUUGAAUCAAAUAAAAAAGCCUGUCAAAUGAUAUUGGCAAAAAUUGUUGAAGAUCCACAAAGUGGUAGCUGUUUGAAUGUUAGUUAUGCUGAUGUAACUGGUCCUGUUGCUAAUUUUAAUCCAACUGGUUCACCAUAUGCAAAUGUGUCAAAUUCAAGUAUUGACAAUUCAAAUCAUAGUAAUCCAAAUUAUUCAUCCAAUAAUAGUUUGAAUAGUAUGAGUCCAACCUUGAAUAAUUCAUUUAAUGGAAAUCAAAAUGCUAAUAGCCCGGGUAAUAUGGUACAAUUUGGAAAUGUUUUCCAGAAUUCACCUUCGGGUUCACAAACACAAAUGAUUGAAAAUUUUCGUAGUAUGUUACGUGCUUGUGGUUAUAGUGAAGAUGCUGUUAAUGAAAUUUGUACUGCUAUGGCAACAUUGGCUAAUUAUGGAAUGCUUGGUCUAGGUCUUGGCCUUAAUGGUAUGAUUAAUGGAACACCUAUUCUCGGUGGUUUAGGAAUGGGAUUAACUCCAGGUACACCUACCAAUAAUUGUGGCAUUCAAAUGAAUCAGAAUACAAUGUUUUCACAAGGUGGUACAAUACCUGGCCUUGAUCAAAGUUGUAGUAAUGUUCCACAACCAUCAGGAAAUGGUGGUAACAAUUUAUUUGGACCUGUUGGUUCAGUAGGAAAUUCAUUAUCAGCAAUGGGAAUUACACAUGGUUCAUUCACUCAUAAUUCAUCACCUGUUACAGGUGGUGGUGGUGGUCGUCAAGAUCGUCAUCUUCAUAUGCCUGAUGGUUCAGUGUUUGAAACAUUUCGUGCAUCACCAUCAUUAAGUUCACCUGGUAAUAAUAAUAAUAAUAAUAAUAAUUCAUCAACAACAAUACAUCCAUCAAUGACAAUAAAUAGUAAUUCAUUUGGUAUUGGUGCAUUACAUCAUAGUCCAAAUUCAAUGCGUAAAAGUUCACCACCAACAACACCAACUGAUCAAUCACCUGAUCAAUCAUUGAAUCAUCAUCAUCAUCAUCAACAACAAAAUAAACUUGAAUUAGAAGUUAGUGACAAUAUUAUUGGUGCAAUUCUUGGACAUGGUGGAAAAUUAUUAGUUGAAUUACAACGUUCAAGUGGUGCUAAUAUACAGAUAUCGAAAAAAGGUAUAUUUGCACCGGGUACACGUAAUCGUAUUGUUACGAUUAGCGGUUCACCAAACGCUGUACAAUCGGCACGUGUUUUAAUUGAACAUCAAAUCAAUGAAGAAGAAUCAAAAAGAUCUAAUCAACAACAACAACAGCAGCAACAACAACCGAUUAAUAAUUUUUUGCGAUAAAAUUUCUUUUUUUUACAUCAAAUCAAAAAAAA